AUGCACAAAAACUGGAAGGUACGGAACGGCGCCAAUAUCGACCUUGCCGCCGUUUGCGAUUCCAUCACCGAUCCUAAGGACAAUCACCUCCGUGAUUUCGAAAUGUUCCAAUUAGGGCACUUUUUUAAGAAGACUGUUGCGGAUUCGAAUGCUCCAGUGCAAGAGAAAGCUUUAGAUGCUUUAAUUGCGUACUUAAAAGCUGUCGAUGCUGAUGCUGGAAG
Ilex paraguariensis (yerba mate) is the source of this 221-nucleotide messenger RNA. The record is from the annotation of a GenBank genome assembly. Lineage: Eukaryota; Viridiplantae; Streptophyta; Magnoliopsida; Aquifoliales; Aquifoliaceae.